GCCGCGCCGCCGCCCGUCCCGCGGCGCUCCGGCGGACGGAGGAGCCAGAGCAGCGACCGCGCGCGGCAUGAGCCGGGCUCCGCGCGGCGCCGCGGGCAGCCGCGGCCUGGGCACCAUGGAGGUGAAGAGCAAGUUUGGGGCAGAAUUUCGACGAUUUUCUCUGGAGAGAUCCAAACCUGGAAAGUUUGAGGAGUUCUAUGGAUUAUUGCAGCACGUGCACAAGAUCCCAAACGUUGAUGUUCUGGUGGGAUACACAGACAUUCACGGGGACCUGCUGCCCAUCAAUAAUGAUGACAAUUAUCACAAAGCAGUUUCUACAGCCAAUCCUCUCCUCAGGAUUUUCAUUCAGAGAAAAGAAGAUGCAGACUACAGUGCCUUCGGGACGGAUACCAUGACGAGGAAGAAGAACGUCUUAUCCAACGUGCUGCGUCCGGAUAACCACAAGAAGAAACCCCACAUUGUCAUUAGCAUGCCCCAGGACUUCAGGCCCGUGUCCUCCAUCAUAGACGUGGAUAUCCUGCCCGAGACCCACCGCAGGGUGCGGCUCUACAAGUACGGCACCGACAAACCCCUGGGCUUCUACAUCCGCGACGGCUCCAGCGUCAGGGUCACCCCGCACGGGCUGGAGAAGGUGCCGGGCAUUUUCAUCUCCAGGCUGGUCCCCGGGGGGCUGGCGCAGAGCACGGGCCUGCUGGCCGUCAACGAUGAGGUGCUGGAGGUGAACGGGAUAGAGGUGUCGGGAAAAAGCCUCGAUCAAGUUACAGACAUGAUGAUUGCCAACAGCCGCAACCUGAUCAUCACGGUCAGACCCGCCAACCAGAGGAACAACAUCGUGAGGAACAGUCGGACUUCGGGCAGCUCCGGCCAGUCCACCGAGUCCAGCCUUCCCAGCAGCACUCCCAACAUCCUGGGGAGUCUGCUGCAGGGAGAAGAGGAGAGCGAUGAGGAGGACAUUAUUAUUGAAGACAGUGGCGAGCCACAGCAGAUCCCAAAAGCAGCGCCUGCCAGCGAAAGCAUAGAAUCCUUGUCACAAAUUGAACUCCUCCACGAGUCCACACAAAAUGGAUUCCUUCCUUCCAGUGAGAUGAACUUGACUCACUCAGCGGGCAGCAUUAGCAUGGAGUAUGAAGUCCCAGAGCCAGGGCGUAAGUCCUUAGAAGAAGAUGGAACUAUAAUAACUUUAUGAAAUGACUAUGGUGUACUUUGUAUAAGUAAGGAUGCCAUACAUGUUUUAAUUGGGCUUAAUAUAUAACACAUCUUAUACCUCUCCAUCUACCAAGCACUGCAGUUAGGUUAAAAGGAGGGAAAAAAGUAAAUUCAAGCAAUUCAAAAUUACAUAAGUUGACUAACUUCAUUAAUUCUGCACUUCAAUGUAAAUAAUUCACAAAGCUGGACGAUAAUUGAUAAAUAGCUGAAAUUGAAUAAGGAAAAUUUAAAUUGAAAAUGAAGGAUAGCUAAUAGAUGACUGUGAGCUUUCUGUUAAAGGUACUUGAUUUUUAUUAUUUUAUAAUGCUGUACACUACUGGUUCUGUAGAAGUAAACUUCCUUAUGUCUGCUGCUCCGCUGGCAGGGCUGUGUGUGGGCUCGGAGCAAGAGGGAGCUGGGAGACAGCCAGAGGUGGGCUGGAGGAGACUGGUCUGGUCCUGGAGGACACAGGGACAGCAAGGCUCUGUGGGCACUGGGGCUUUGGAGGUCACUGUUCCUUUGUGAGUGAAUGUGCAACCACAGGCAAGUUAGUCAGGCACCAUUACUGGUUUUAAUGGCCGGCAAGCUUACUUUUAAUGGCUCUGAUUUUGAAAUUCAGAUGUGAAACUCUUAACACUAAUGCAUCAAAGACCUGUUCUCAUUCUAGUUUGCAAUAUUUAAGGACGUGAUUGGAUUUAGUUACUAAUCCCAGUAAAUGACAAACAAAUCAAAUGUAAACUUAAUGCUAUGGAAAUAGCAUAAUGUAAUCUCUGUUACAAUUGCAGUCCUAGUAGAAACUGUAAUGAUUUCUACCAGCAAAGGUUUGUUGCAAUGAGGCUGGAUUAUAUAAUAGUGACUUUCUACAAACCUGAACAAGUUAGAACAGUCUGUUAAAUCCCUGGAUUAAAAGAAGUUUUAAAUCAGAAUGAGGCUUUACUACACCUCGUUUGAGCCACGUGAUAUUAACUUAUUCAUUAUGAGUAAAUGCAGAUUGCUGUGUGCCCCUGGCUGGGUGUUGUGGAUAUUACAGUGUUGCUGUGUGUGAAAACACUGAUGACAAGUCCUGAUGUUGCAAGAGCAAAGGUGUGUGUGCGUGUAACCACUGCACUCACUGGGACAGCUGCAGGGGAGGCUUCUAGCAUUGUUUUUAUCCUUCCCCUUUUUGUAUCUCCUGCUUUACCCUCUUGGUUCUCAACCUGACCCUCUGGGAACAGAAGCUGUGGCAGGAAAACGAGCUGGGGUCUAAUAGGGCUGGGGAGGAGGAUCUCCCCAGGGAUGCCGUGGCCUCUGUCAGCCUGUCAGGAGGAGGAGGAGGAGGCUGCUACCAGCUCUGUCCUGUGCUCCCAGAGCAGCAGCCAGGUGCUUGGGAGUGCUCCACCCUCUGGGAAGAUGUGAUGAGUGGGAAGGGAGACUGACCCCUUUCUUUUUUUCCCCUCAGUCUAUUUGAGGAAAAUCUACCUCUGGUAACUUUACAAACAGGAGACCAACUCAGCUUAAUGGUAGGGCAUCUGUAAAAGUCGUCGCAGAGCAUCGGAGGUGAAACCUGUAUUUGUUUCAGGUUUUUGUGAUGAUGCAAACACUGCUGCAGAAACAAAUCCCUGCUGUUUGAUGUUACAAAGUGAGCAGUAGUUUUCUCAAACCUCCAAUGCCAUUGGAGUCCAGGAUGCCGAGAGAGGCAUUCAUCCUCCUUAGGAUUUAUGGAGAAUAGGCACAGCAGGCAGUGGUACUCUGCAAAUACAGGUGAGGGGCUCUUUUGUUACACUUAUUUAUGGUUUCUUAGUGUGUGUGUGUGGAAAGCCUUUUUACAAGAGCAAGAUCUUUCAAGUGUUUCACUUGUUUUACUAAUAAUUAUUAAAAAUGAAGUAACUACAUCCCCUUAGUGUGAAAUGAGAAAGAGAAAUGUUCAUUCUGCAACAUGGAGACUUUACCUGUACAUGUUUUCUCUCAGUGCUGCUCUACGCUUCCUUUCUUUACGGAAGAUUGUUUACUUCAAAAAUAUCUUAAUUUUCCUUUGUCAAAAGACUUUCCUUCCUGUAUGAAAUCACCAGUGGAGGGUGAGACUCAUUAUUCUGCUAGUUUGCACUUCUGUGCCUUUGGUUUACUUGAAUGUAUUGUGGCUAAUCAAAGGAAUAAAGGCACUUGGAUGGGAAGAGAAGAGGUGCAGAGGUACAGAGGAUGAGCUGGUCGUGCACUUGGUGCAGGUGGAACGUUUCCAUUCCGUGCAGAUCCGCGCUGGGGCUGGGCUGGCCCGUGAGGAUUUUGCAGCUCGCAGCACAGCUGGCAGGGCUGAGUCUGCCCAGCAGCCUGGGCAGGCCCCAGCCCUGAGGCUGUGUGCUGCCAGGCUCGUGCCUGGCUGGUUUGAAUAAUAUUUAUGCCAGUAUUAAGGACUUGUAGAAAUUUAACUGAGGUCCUACUCCAAACUGCAUGAGACUUCCACUCUUAGGACCUUUCCUGCAAACCGAGUAAUCUAAAGGUGAGAUAAUGUUCUUUUUGACAUAGAUCAUUAUGUUCUGUUUCACAGAAAUUUGGUGACAUGUAGUAAAGCUAAGCAUUUGGGACUUGAUAAAAACUUAAUAGAUCUAAAGAAUGUGUAUUUACAGGUACAAUGACAGACUGCACAGCAUGUAAUUGCUUAACGCUGCAGUUACCAUAAAGUUUCUGAAGUUCUUCCAUAUCUUACUAAUACAUACACUGUUAAUUACAAAAGAUUUUUAAAUUGCUACUUAGGGAUGAUCAAUGGUUGAUUAUGAGUGGCUAAAUUUAAUUUUAUAUAUAAAUGAUACUAGGGUUCAGUAUAAGGUUUUUUAAAAUAUGCUGAUAUUGUUAGCCUUUCAUUCACUACCUCCUAAAUUUUUAACAUCUCUACUGUUUUCUCCCUGGAAGACAAUACUUAAAGGCUUGACUGUUUUAUAUAGAUUUUAUCUAUAGGUAAAAAAAGGAGAAGAAAUGCAGAAGUGAUAGUGAGGAUGCUGUGCAUGAUUGACAAUAUUACGCUGCUAUUGAUGUAAUCUGUGUAUUAAGUAUCCUGUGUGUGUAAAUUGUGUUUUCAAUCCAGGUUUUAUAAAUUAAUUUAUGAAAUACCCAAAUUAUUUCAGAAUGGAAUGAAAAACUAAAAUUCCUUUGACUAGUGUUAUAUGUUGUGUACAUGCACAGAGGGGGACAAGUGAUUCCUCCCUGGUGGCUGGGAGAUCCAAGUGCACCUUAAUAGAAAGAACAAAUUCUUAAUAGAAUUAAGAUGCAUUUACUUUAAAGUUCUGCUGUGGUACUGGAGAAGUCAAGCCUAACUGUGAAUCAUAUGUGUUUUUCCACACCUGAAUUAAAUUUAGGACAAUGUUCUCACAAGCUGUCUUUAACAUGUGUAUUUUUGUGAAUAUUAUGUAUUUUCUAAUUAAAUUUUACUUGCAAUGUGAUUUUUACAUGAAUGAACUUGUUUAAAAUGUCAAAUAUCAGUAUUUUUCUUACAACUUUAAUGUAUAAUGUACAUUGGUAUCUCACCGAAUGAAGAUUGAUUUUACAAAAAUCAAGCUAGAUGUAGUUGUAUAUUAGUCUUAUAUUUUUACAGACCAAAAUAAUAAAUGGAUAUAGAAAUAAAA
Messenger RNA from Lonchura striata (white-rumped munia), 4778 nucleotides. It is a transcript of the gene PARD6B, whose product is annotated as par-6 family cell polarity regulator beta. Gene Ontology annotation, biological process: centrosome cycle; establishment or maintenance of cell polarity; regulation of cellular localization. Gene Ontology annotation, molecular function: protein binding. The record is from RefSeq and is a predicted model, not a curated record. Gene Ontology annotation, cellular component: nucleus; cell cortex; apical plasma membrane. NCBI's taxonomy places the organism in Eukaryota, Metazoa, Chordata, Aves, Passeriformes, Estrildidae.